Messenger RNA from Myxocyprinus asiaticus (Chinese sucker), 2649 nucleotides. RefSeq names its product F-box only protein 8-like. The record is from RefSeq and is a predicted model, not a curated record. Lineage: Eukaryota; Metazoa; Chordata; Actinopteri; Cypriniformes; Catostomidae. The coding region runs from base 242 to 1213 and encodes 323 amino acids. The transcript has 6 exons. Gene Ontology annotation, molecular function: protein binding; guanyl-nucleotide exchange factor activity. Gene Ontology annotation, biological process: regulation of ARF protein signal transduction.
CACCAAUAACAAGAAACGUCAGCUUGGCCAGGUUGUUCGAGGAGGCGGAGAGACAGACAGGAGGAGCGGAGGACUGCCUCACCUCGAGCAGCAGUAGCUUUCAGUGUCGGAGUUGUUAAGAUGGCUGUCACGGGCUCCUUAUAAAGGACUGGAAUAAUUUCAUCCGUGAGGUUGUGGCAGAUCAGCAAGUCAUUUCGUCGCGGCGGCGGUAGAAGUAUUUCACAUACACAGAGAUCUGCAGAUGGGUCAGGGUCUGUGGAGGGUGGCGAGGAACCAGCAGCUGCAGCAGCAGUACAGUGAACAGUUCUUCCUCCAGCGGGAGAGAGAGCGGGGUUGGAGGGCAGGGCCCCCACUGACUGAGCCACUGCAGCAGCGCCGCACACCACAGUGCCAGGUCCCUGGUACUGACAUCAGCCACCUUCUCCGUGCCCGCAAGUGCAAAGAUGAGCAGGGCUUCAUUGACCUUGAGAUGCUACCACCCGAACUCAGCAUCACCAUCCUCUCAUACCUGAAUGCUACCGAACUGUGCCUGGCCUCCUGCGUAUGGCAGGACUUGGGCAAUGAUGAGUACCUGUGGCAGGGCCUGUGUAAGUCCACUUGGGGUCACUGUUCCAUAUACAAUCGAAGGCUUCCACAUGGAUUUUCUUAUAGAAAGCUUUACAUGGAGUUAGAUGAAGGAAGUCUAACCUUCAACGCCAACCCGCAAGAGGGUAUCAGUUACUUCAUGUCCAGAGGCAUUCUGGUGGACCACCCGAAGGAAAUUGCCAAGUUUAUAUUCUAUACCAGAAUGCUGAAUUGGAAGAUGCUGCGGAUUUAUCUUGAUGAGCGGCGAGAUGUCCUGGAUGAGCUAGUCACACUUCAUAAUUUUAGCAACCAGUUCCUCCCUAAUGCACUCAGGGACUUCUUCAGACACAUUCAUGCCCCAGAGGAGAGGGGCGAAUACCUGGAGACCCUCAUCACCAAGUUUUCUCAUCGCUUUUGUGCCUGCAAUCCCACUCUGGUGCGAGAAGUGGGCCUAAGUCCUGAUGCAGUGUACGUGCUGUGCUACUCUCUCAUCCUUCUCUCCAUUGACCUCACCAGCCCCCAUGUGAAGAACAAGAUGUCCAAGAGGGAGUUUAUCCGAAACACACGGCGGGCUGCUCAGAACAUCAGCGAGGACUUUGUAGGCCACCUCUAUGACAACAUCUAUCUGAUCGGCCAUGUGGCGGCCUAGCCACUACAGUGCAUGAUGCAUUAGAACAGGCGGCUGGUACAUAAACAUUGGCGACUGCGCUUGGAAGGAUUCUGCGCUUGGAAGAAAAACACUGUCAGAACAUUGCAGGUCAUUUUAAACUGAAGUUAUAUGAGUUAAGCUUGAUGUGAUGUGCUGCAGUGCAUUGCAAAGGAGUGGAGUACACGGACAACCACAAUGUGAAGAAACAACAAAACAAGUCAGCUGUUAGCAGGCUAACAUACUGGCAGAGAUAGCAACAAUCUUAUCCUACCACAAAUCACUUAACCAUACAGAACAAUGUAGCUGCAUGAAGAGAUAUGAGAUAAGCUAUGAAGUCAGUUAAAGCUGAAUGUAGAUGUUAUGGGGCUAACGUCAAAUUGGCAAAACAUCUAUUUUCUUCCUCAUUCUAAUUUUGAAACUGCGGUGUUUAUCCAAUGAAUGUCACCAUUUUUUUUUAUUUUGCCAUAUCUACAGUAGCAUUCCAAGAUGAUUCUUCCCAAAUUCACAAACGCCACUAAUCUCCUGUCCUGUCAGUCAGUUUAAUUCAUUAUUCUUACAACAGUUCACUCUGGGUUGGAUAUAAAAAUAUCUUGAAAUUAAUGGUGGUGAGAAGAUAUAUUAGUUUUUAUUAUUAUUAUUAUUAUUAUUAUUAUUAUUAUAAUUAUUAUUCCAGUGUCUUUCCACUUAGACCACCUAUUAAUACUCUAAGCAAAUUAGGCAAGUCUACAGCUGCUGUAAUAUGAAAGGAUUGACAAACUAAAACAUAUAAUGAACAAAGUGUUGUAUUUUUUUAUUAUUAUUAUUAUUAUUGUGCGUGUGUGUGGUUUCUAGUUUACGAGGAUAUAUGUUUGUGCAUUGUCACAUGUGUCUCAUCUUCUUUGAGGAGUGUAAAACCCUGUGAGACACUGUAAGCACUGAACUUUUAUUAUUUAUCAUCUGUUGUUUGUUUGGUAAAAUUUUUUGUUGGUUAUUUUCUUUUCUACAGAUUUCUAAUUUUCCUUUUUUUGUGUUUUUUUAUUUUUAUUUUAUUUUUGUUUUAUUAGCUACAUUCCAAACCGCUUUCAUUGUCUGUGCAAACAUUUUGAAAAUCACUCUGAGAUCACUUAAGUCAUGUCCAUUUACUGGACAUCAGAGUGCUUUAAUCUAGAAAGUCUUUGCCUUUUUCUCAAAUUAUACUUUGGAAAUUACUUUAGAAAAUAUUCCCAACUCAUGAACGUGGGUAUUUAUUUUAUUUUAUUUUUCAAAAUCAGUUGCCAAUAGUGAUGAUUACAUACUAAAAACUACCAUAUACACAAUAAUAAGGAGAAUUUUUCACAAGCUCUUGAUAGAUUAAAGUAGAAUAUUUUAUUUGCACAAAACGUGUGUGUGUGUGUGUGUGUGUGUGUAUAUAUAUAUAUAUAUAUAUAUAUAUAUAUAUAUAUAUAUAUAUAUAUACA